Molecule: messenger RNA, 5971 nt
Organism: Myotis daubentonii (Daubenton's bat)
Lineage: Eukaryota; Metazoa; Chordata; Mammalia; Chiroptera; Vespertilionidae
Gene: RESF1
Product: retroelement silencing factor 1-like
Exons: 2
Coding region: 242-5431 (1729 amino acids)
Biological process (GO): mRNA processing
Cellular component (GO): nucleus
Molecular function (GO): RNA binding; histone methyltransferase binding
Source: RefSeq, a predicted model, not a curated record
UCUCCUCUUAGCCUGGCUGGGCGUCGUGCUGGUCGGAUCAAAAAAGUAAACAUUGUGGAGGGACACUGAUAUGUUUGGAGAGAAAUGGGAACAUAUACAAUGAAAGAGUAACAUUGAAAGAAAACGGGCUGCUCCUUUGUAGAGGAGAUUCAUAUGUUCAGUCAUAGCUGGAGUUUUUCAGAUUCCUGACAUUCAAAAAACGUGAUUUUUAAUACACUUCUACUACUUUAAUCAAUCAACAAUGGAUUGGAAUGCUAAACUGAAUAGUGUCACCUUACAACCAAUGUAUCCUAAAAAACAGUCAUCUCUUUUGGAGCCGAGUAUAAUAAACACACCACCUCAAGUUCCUUUAAACCCUCCUGCAAGUAACCAUCCUGCAUGUAUGUUUCGGAGUAACUCAAAUCCAGUUUCACAGUCACCUCUCAACAUCAGAAAUACAACUUCCCAACAAAUCUCUGCUUCUGAUAAACAUGGUAGGACAAUUUUUGCCUCACAAGCUUCAUUGGAAAGAAAAACUUAUGCAAAUGUAAAAGGACCCAAUCAACUAAAUAACAGUUUGCAAAUGUCUCCAGGAGUUGCACAAAAUGUGUGGGCAAACUCACCAGUGAGAAAUUCUAUGUUUUCUCACACGGGGGCAGCUGUUUCUCAACAAACUGGUUUUAGAACUAAUCCACCAAAUGUAAAUGCACUACAGAAUCAAUUUGUAACAUCAGAAAUCUAUCCUAUGCAAGGACAGACGGUCCCUUCUAAUUCUGUAAGAGUUCCUGUAACUUAUCAAGGACACCAGAGACUUACCUCAUCUUUAUCAGAGCGACAGGCUGACUGGGCACAACAGUAUACAUCCAAUGGACUGACUUAUGCAGAUUACAGACCACGCCCAGAGCAAUACAGUUAUCCACCACAAAGCUUUUUGCAAAGUCCUACUCUUCAGAAACAAAAUACUAUGCAACUUACAUCAGUACAAGUUAAAAAUAGUAAUCAUUCAAAUUCUGCACUGACAUUACAGUCAAAGCAGACUGCAUCUUUACCGUCCUAUCAAAUUGCAGUUAUUCAGAAUGAAAAAAGACUUCUUCCUCCUUAUGACUGUAGGUAUGCAAGCCAAACUUUGCAAAAUACUCAGCAUGUUAUUAAUCACUCUUCAGAAGUUCCUCAGAGUCAAGAAGUUCAUACUUCUGAAAUGAGGAAAGACUUUUGCAGGGGCUUUCAACAGCAAAACCUCAAUGAAAAUGUCAGUAUAACUGGAAAUUUUUGUAAUAUGAAAGUAAAUACUAAUGUCAAUCAGCCUGUUAGUGAGCCUACUAGAUCUGUGGAUGAUGUUCAGAUUCUUCCUCAAAAUAAUCAAGAAGAAAGAGUAGAUUUUUCUAAUCUGACUUCAAGUCAAGUACUGGACACAAAUAUUGUAAAAGAGAAGUUAGUGAAGGAUAUUAAACAAUUAGUAGAAAUGAGAAAGAAAUUUUCUGAACUGGCAAGGAAAAUUAAAAUUAAUAAAAAUGUUUUAAUGUUAGCAGGUUGUACUAAGGCUAAUAGUGAAACACCUCAAAAUUCUGAACUGUCUCUGAAACAAACUGGCAAUACCCAGUUUGGACCACAUGUAACCGCAGCCACUCCAGAGACUGCAGUGGAUAAAUCACCAAAAGCAGUGGAAAUAGCAGAAGAAACAAAUAGAAUGCACAGUACAUUGAAUUCUAAUAAUCAAGAGACCAAUUGCAGGAAUUCUAACCAGGUUAAUUCGAUUUUACUAAAUUCUGUGUGUUUGGGAAAGGGGCCAGUGCCAGACCAGUUACAUAAUUUAAAAGAUACCACGUCUUUCAAGAUGCCAACUAUGGAGAAUACUCAGUUUUCAUCAGGAAAUACAGUCAAUGUUAAAGAAAAUGUGCAAACCAAUUCUGAAACAAGUUUAGUUUCUCAGUCUACGGCCUCUGAGUCAUACGCUUCAAAAUAUCUAAAUGAAAAUAGGCUACUUAUCAGUCUCCUUGCACAUUCAGAUGAAAUUGAGAAAAGGUUAAUGAAAGAUGGUUGUGAAACUACUAAGGAUUCUAAUCCACACAGUUUUAAAAUGAAUGCUAAUACCCAAAUCACUAAUAACCAACUGAACUUGAAAACCAUGGAAACUCCAAGCUCUUGUAAUAUAAACAUGAAUGUAUCAGAGAAUUCUUUUUGCCUGGACCAUAAAUUCCCUAAAACUGGAGUACCUCUGAAUGCGGACAGUCAUUUGGAAUUGCUAGCAACAUGUCUUAAUCUGUGGAAAAAAAACCCUUCUGAACCUACAGAGAAAAAACAGUGUAAUGAGUUAACAACACAGAGAACAGCAGUUGGAAUCUCGAAAGCUGGGGAAAUCUGUGAUAAAACUCCAGUUUCACUUGUGGGAUAUUCUCAGAAUAAGAUGGAAAACUGCUCACAAGUAACAACUCUGCCAAUGGCAGUGCAAAGUUAUGAAUCUCCAGGUGCAACUACUAUUAAGGGAACAGAACUUCAGAUUGCUGUGGUGUCACCCUUAAUUUCAGAUAUCAAAACAUUGCCUGUCAAUGGAAUAACACCUGAUCCUUUACCCGAAACAGUCUAUCCAGUUAUUAAAGAAGGCAGUGUUUGUAGUUUACAGAAUCAAUUGGCAGAAAACACAAGAGUGACUGCUGUAUUGAAAGUGAACGAACCAGUUACAACAAAUAAGGUUUUGCCACUAAUUCAGAAGGAAAAGCGAAAUACGUCAACUAAUGGUGAUUCAGAAGAUGCACCUAAUAACAAUCAAGGAAAUCCAGUAGAAUCUGAACUAAAUAUUCACUGUCCUGUGAGUGAUCAGCAAGCUUCAUCUAACUAUAAAGACAAUGAUACUGUGAGUAGUGAGUUGUUGCAGAUUGACAAUAUAUGUUCUCUGGUUGAAGGUGAUACAUCUUAUAAUUAUCAAAUAGCAAAGAUAUUCAGCUCACCUCCUAUUGAACAGAUUGAGUCACAGAAAUCAUUACCAAAUCUCCAAGUGAUUAGUACUAAAAAACAAAAAGAACAAUUAGACAAUAUCACUGAAAAGAUAGAACUUGGUUUACAAAAAGAUAAUUUUUUACAGUACACAGAUGUUUUAUAUAAAAUACCUGAUCAAUCAAAGUCACCACAACCUCUAGAGUUAUCUUUGAAGAAUGUUGAUUCAAGUAGUGAAAAUCCAGAGGAAAACAAUUUGAAGCAUUAUAGUAAAAAAGUAAGCACAGCUAAAGAUAUGUGUUCAUCAGCUGCUCUUAAUCAGGACAGUAACCCCCAGGAAAUUGAUGUGUCCUGCAAUCACACUGCCCAGGACCCUGCAGUAAAUGAGGUUCUUGAUAACACAUCCAUUUUCUUCCCACACAAUCAGCUUUCAGAACUCUCAAAAGAAUUUCCCUAUGGUAUUGAACCUGUGACUACACAUGAAGAUUCUCCAGCAAAACAAAUAACGGACAAAAACUCUAAAGAUGAGUCUUGUGAUAAAACCAGCUGUGACUCCAAAGAUGCAACUGACGACAUAAAAAUUACAAUAUUAAACUCAGAGCAAAUGAAAGAAUUAUUUCCCGAACAGAAUGAUCAAUCUUGUGAGUUAGACAAAUUUACAAACUCUGAGAAAGAAUGCCCUGUCCCAAAAAAAGGAAUCCACUGUGUCUCACCAGUACAUACAGAUGGAGAAAGUUCCAAUUUUGUUACGGAUUCAGAGAAAGACGAUGUCCGUUGCUGUGCAUUGGGUUGGCUCUCUAAUGUUUAUGAAGGAGUUCCCCAGUGCCAGUGUAAGUCCAUCAAUAACUUGAAUUCAAAGGUCGAAAAUGGAAAAGAUCAGUAUUCUCUGGAGACCAACAGGUGCAAGGAAGUAGAGAGUACUUCUGAUAAAGAUUAUUCCAUAGUAUGUAAUAGUUCUCCAAAUAACAAUCCAAAGAUUGCGCUGACUUUUCCAAUUGGGAAAAACCCUUUUUCUGAAACAGAACAAGGCAAGACUAUGAAAGUUCUAUCAGAACCAAAAUGCAGCUCACUAAGGACAGAACAAGAAUUAGCCGCCACAUCUUUUUCUAAAGGGGAUAAAAAACUAGAUUCCUUAAAAUGUCACAAGAAGAAAAGAAAACUGAAAUUUCAUGAGAUGACUUCUCAUUCUAGUGCUAAAAGAAAGUUUUCUCAAGAGAGCUUGCAGAGAAAGAUCAUAGCACAAAAUUCAAGUCCACCUAAAGCAAAGCCAGGUUUCUCGACAAAUAAAAAUAAAGAUUUGCAUAUAAAAAAUGGUUCUUUUGUACAGAAAUUAUUUCCAGAGAAGAUAAAAUUGGAAACAGGUGAUCGUCAGCAAAAAGUUUCAGCAAAAAGGAAGUUAGGUGAAGGGAGCAUACUUAAUUCAGAGGUAAAGAAGAUGAAGUAUUUUAAACAAGAGCAAAAUAAAAAUGGAGAUGGUACUUUGAAAACAUGUACUCUUGUGUCAAACCCCGAUGGAAGAGCCAAAGUUAAAGAAAAGACAGUAUCUAAUGUUAAAUCAUUAGUCUCUACGUCUAAGGAUAAUUUGCCUAAAGUUGUUAUAACGCUAGAGCAGUAUUUGCAAAGGCAGAAGCAUAAAGAAGCAAUGGGUGUCAAAGUAUCAAAAUUAAACUGUGAGAAAAGUAUACCAUGUGAUUCUCAAUCCAUGAGGUCCAGUAAACUUUCUAUGCAAGUGGGGAGUUCUGGGAAAUCAGAUGAGAGACACAGUAGCAGUGUGCAGACUUCUGAAGAAUCAUUAAGUAUUUGUUCAAGCCAUGAUAAAAACACAAAAAUUCACCAUUCUCAUGUUUCAAAAUCACACCUUUUGGGGAAUGCUAAAGAAACAGUUGGUGGAAAGCAACCUGAUAAAAUGUUCAUUGAUAAAACCAAAUUAGAUAAAAAUUUAAACAACAUAAACAAUGGAGGUGAACGCAACCACUUGUCUCCCCAAGCAAAGGAGCAAAGGAAACAAUAUCUGAACAGAGUUGCAUUUAAAUGUAUUGAGCAAGAGAGCAUUUGUCUCACAAAACUUGAGAGUUUGCCGAAAAAUAUUAAUAAAGAGAAGAAAGUGGAAAAUAAACCUUUACCUCAGAAAAAUACCACUGAAAAACAAAGCAUGCUGGAGUUUAAAUUAUGUCCAGAUGGACUGAUUAAUAAGAAGAUAAACUCCACUGAAGAACAGAAGGAUCUGCAACCUUGUCCUAGGAAGGAGCAAGCCCCUGUGCAAGUUACAGGAAUAAAAAGUUCCAAAGAAGACUGGAUAAAAGGUGCACCUGAGGAGAAAAGGAUUCCAGAAGCCAACCAAGAAAUAGAUGACAAUGUCUUGGCUAAUUCAAGAAACACCAACAGAACCUUCAGUGCAGAUGGACUUGAGACACUAAAAAACCCAGUAAAGGAUUCAAAAGCAAUGUUUCAAGCCUUCAGGCAGAAGUAUCUGGAGAAGAGAAGCAAAAGCCUUGGUAGCAGUCCUUUAAAAGAAUUCUGAGACUUUAAUUCUUAUGAUUCUGUAACUGGCAUGAAUUUUUAUUAUUUUCUGUUCAGAAUAUUUUGUUGGGAAUAUACAUAAUUUCUGUGAUAAAAUGCCUCAGUCAGAGUUAGUUACGAUUUAGGUUAUGUAUGUCAUUGAGAACCUUAUUUGUGGGUAACAGACAAAACUAAAUGCUAUUUUCAGGGAAAUCAUAUGGCAUGGAAUUACAAAAGUAUUGAGCCAAGUGUACCAUUAUUUUAAAAGGAGUUCUUAUAAAAAUCUUAUUUUUAAAUGCUAAUUUACCUUUUGUGAGGCAAAAUAUUCUUCAGUUAAGGACUUGGUGAUUUUAGGCAAGACUUUAAAUAUAUUUUUGUCUUUAAAACUAACUGGCAGAACUUAGUUUUCAAAAGUGCUCUCUGUGAAUGUCAAAGUAUAUCCUAAGUAUUUUAUAUGUAAUUGUUAACUUUUUUUGUCAGAAGUCUUGUUUUACACUUAGUAAACUGACAGAUUUUUGGAUAAUACUGAAACAUUACUUUUUAUACUUGAAAUAAACUUUAA